Molecule: messenger RNA, 951 nt
Organism: Phasianus colchicus (ring-necked pheasant)
Lineage: Eukaryota; Metazoa; Chordata; Aves; Galliformes; Phasianidae
Gene: BARHL1
Product: BarH like homeobox 1
Biological process (GO): regulation of DNA-templated transcription
Molecular function (GO): DNA-binding transcription factor activity, RNA polymerase II-specific; DNA binding
Source: RefSeq, a predicted model, not a curated record
AUGGAGGGCUCCACCGGCUUCGGGAUCGACUCCAUCCUCUCGCACCGAGCCGGCAGCCCGGCCGUGCCCAAGGGGGACCCGCUGGUGGGCGACGGCCGCUCCCCGCUGGAGCUGAGCCCCCGCUCAGAGGGCAGCAGCGGGUGCCCCUCUCCACGUUCCCCGGAGGCGGCGGUGCGGCCGGGCCUGGACGCGCACCUGCAGCCGGGGCAGCUUUCGGCUCCCUCCCAGUCCCGAACCGUCACCUCCUCCUUCCUCAUCAGAGACAUCCUGGCCGACUGCAAGCCCCUGGCCGCCUGCGCGCCUUACUCCAGCACCAAUGGACCUCACGGCGGGCAGGAGGCGGCGGGCAGGAUCCCCACCAAACCCGGAGAGGACUUUAGGGAGAAAAUGGAAAAAACCACCAGCAGCUCCUCCUCGGACUCCGAGUACAAAGUGAAAGAAGAAGGGGACCGGGAGAUUUCCAGUUCCCGGGACAGCCCCCCGGUGCGGCUGAAAAAGCCUCGCAAAGCCCGCACCGCCUUCACCGACCACCAGCUGGCCCAGCUGGAGCGCAGCUUCGAGAGGCAGAAAUACCUGAGCGUGCAGGACAGGAUGGAGUUGGCCGCCUCCCUCAACCUCACCGACACGCAGGUGAAAACGUGGUACCAGAACAGAAGGACCAAAUGGAAAAGGCAGACGGCGGUAGGCCUGGAGCUGCUGGCCGAGGCUGGCAACUACUCAGCCCUGCAGAGGAUGUUCCCCUCGCCCUACUUCUACCCGCAGAGUUUGGUCUCCAACCUGGACCCCGGCGCUGCCCUCUACCUGUACCGCGGACCCAGCGCUCCGCCCCCGGCCCUACAGAGACCUUUGGUGCCCCGCAUCCUCAUCCACGGACUGCAGGGCGGCAGCGAGCCCCCCCCGCCCCUACCACCGCUGCCCGGCGUUCUGCCCCGGGCCGCGCAGCCCCGGUGA